GCAGCGAGUUUGGGGAGCAAGCACACAAAGAAGCACACGCCCGCAAGUGCACGCUGCGUAAGGGUUUUGAAGGAGGGCACAGCCCCCAUUUGCCAGCCCGUAGAGCGCUAGGCGUUCCUCCGGCUAGCGAUCAGGACAACAUUCCAUGGCGGAGAGGCAGGUGCCGAGCGCGACCUUAGAGAAACGAGUAGCUCGCUGCGGGGCAGGCAACAAAGCUAAAACACGACGCGGCGGUCUACAAUUCGAAGCAUCAAAUCGCGCCGAGCGUGGUCCAGGUCGUCCGCCACACGGGCGGCCUGAAGCGGAGCUUGGCCCGUACGCAGAAGGUCUUGUCGGUCAUGAAGGUCGAUCAAUUGAACAGUAUCAACUCCAGGACCACGGGUCUCCAGAACCCCCCAAAGAACAGGAGAUGGAUGCUACAGCAGCCCGAGAGAAGGGCGUAUUGAGAGGCCGAUUAGGAAACAGCCUAUUUAAAGUGGUACUUGCAUGGCUAGCUGGAGCUGCAAGAAAUUUCCUCUCGUCAAGGACCGGGCGCUGGAUAGCUGAAUUUAAAGGCUCGGGCCGAUUCGCCGACACAUAUUUCAGCGUUGUGCGGUAUUGGAAGACUCCAGGACGCCAUCCGCCUCUAGCGGUUUGUGACGAGUUGGAAAAUGGGCUUCAUACGUCGGCCGCAGGGACGGAUAAACGUCAAUUCUGUAGUCAUGCAUCGAGAAUGCUCGGUGCCUCUACGCUCACCAGCGAUGAACGGAUGCAUCAAAUAGUAGAUGCAAUCCUGGAGAAUAUUGUAGCCGAUGAAAAUCUGGGCAGCUCAGUGCUCAGACGCAAUGGUGGCACCUAUGUCAUGGAAUUGAUGAAGCACAAGAAGGGCGUUGGAGGGUUGCACGCUGACUGUGCUUGCUUGAGGAAUGUUAUCAUCGUUGUGAAGCUGUCGGGUGAAAGCUAUGCAAGGAUCCUGGUCCCUAACUACGACGAUGGCCGAUCUGGUGCCAGAGAGGAUGGCGAGUUUAUCUUCAAGCAAAGUCCAGGGACGUACUACAUUAUGCGGGGCGCGGCUCGCAAGAGCAAGCACGAGAUUACUUACACGGAGGAGGGCUGGACUCUAUUGAUUCGUACGGAUUGCGGCGAAGAGGAGGCCCCGCUGACACGGGCCCAACGCGCGGAGCGAAGGAACAAAUCCCGUCGAAUUGACGCGUAGGAGGGCGUGUAAGAGGAGUGUAAGGUU
Molecule: messenger RNA, 1222 nt
Organism: Pelagomonas calceolata
Lineage: Eukaryota; Pelagophyceae; Pelagomonadales; Pelagomonadaceae
Source: the annotation of a GenBank genome assembly